UUAAAUGAUAUUAAAUAUUUUAAUUAAUCAAUUUUUAUCAUUAAGUUUAACAAUAAAAGUUUGUACGUAUAUCGAUAAUGAAGGAAACUCGGUUUUGUUUUCAUUUUUUUUUAUCAUUAGUCUUUCGGUAUUGGUUUUACUUAACCGAACCGAAGUAAAAACCAAAAUAAAAAUAAAUAAAAAAAAGAAAAACUCUUUAGGGAUUGCUGACACAGUGAAUGACGAAAGUUUGACCAUGUAAAAUUGUUACCAAAUUAAAAUGGUUACAAACUUUGCUAUAUAAGAACACUAUAUUCCUCCUAUGCAAUACACACCCCCUCUAUCUUUUUCUUUCGUUUCCGGCUAUCUUCUUCUGAAGAAAAAGGUUUCUCCUCUUACAUCUAUAAAUUAUGUCGUUAUUUCAUUAAUAUACCAAUCAUUUGAUUCUAAAUCUCACAAAAUUAUCACUUUUACACUAGAUUCGGUUUCUUGACAUCUUAGAGGUUUGUCAAAAAUGAGUGAUUUUGAUGGAAACUUCAUAGAAAUGACGUCGUAUUGGGCUCCACCGUCCAGCCCUAGCCCAAGAACGAUAUUGGCGAUGCUGGAGCAAACCGACAAUGGUAUGAAUCCGAUAAGUGAGAUCUUCCCUCAAACCAACAUACCAAGAGAUCAUGAUACUGAUCAGUCCGGACAAAGAUCUGGUCUCCGUGAGAGAUUAGCUGCAAGAAUAGGAUUCAGUCUUCCAACACUCGAUACAGAAAACAUGAGUCCUUUGGAUGCAUUUUUCAGGAGCUCGACUGUUCCCAAUUCUCCUGUCGUUGCAAUCUCUCCAGGAUUUAGCCCAUCAGCACUAUUGCAAUCUCCCAAUACGGUCAGUGAUUCUUCACAGAUUAUCCCUCCGUCUCCAGCCACCAAUUACGGACCUCCGGAGAUGGUGGAAACUUCCGGUGAAGACAAUGCAAUGACGAUGGUAUUCAACAAUGAUCUUCCUUAUCAGCCGUACAAUGUUGAUCUGCCUCCUCUAGAAGUCUUUGAUGAUAUUCCAACGGAAGAGUCCUUUUAUAUCCCAUCUUAUGAACCUGAUGUUGACCCAAUUGGAACUCCUUUAGUCGCUUCCUUUGAAUCUGAACUCAGUGACGUUGACCCAAUUGGAACUCCUUUAGUCGCUUCCUUUGAAUCUGAACUCGGUGACGAUGCCCAUAUCGACAUCAUUUCCAUUGAAGACAGUGAGAGCGAAAAUGAAAACAAAGAUGAAGACGACGAGGACUACCAAUUCGAUUACGAAGACGAAGACCAAGGCCAAGACCAAGAUGUAUAUCUAGAUGAAGAGGAAGAGGAAGAUGAAGACAAUGUUGCAUUAGAUGAUGCUCAACCUUCGUCUCGAAAGAGAAGGAGAUUUGAUCAGGCAUCAAACAAUAUUGGAGCCACAAGAACAAGCAAGACACAAAGGGUCAUACUUCAAAUGGAAACCGACGAAGACAAUCCUAAUGAUGGUUAUCGCUGGAGAAAAUACGGUCAGAAAGUCGUCAAAGGAAAUCCUAAUCCGAGGAGUUACUACAAAUGCACAAACAAUGAAUGCAAAGUGAAGAAACAUGUGGAGAGAGGAGCAGACAACAAUAAGUUAGUUGUGACUACAUACGAUGGGAUACACAACCAUCCUUCACCACCUGCACGUAGAAGCAAUACCGGUUCAAGGAAUCGGUCUGCAGGUACAACAAUGUCUCAAAAUCAGGUAGAUCAAACCAGUCGGUUAGCUAGGGCUCCUCCUCCUUCGUCUCGCACACCUGUGGAGAUGAGGCCUUUCUCUUCGAUGGCUCCACAAGUUGAUCUGACACAGGUUUAUACGACCGGAAUCUCUAAGCUGCCGAAUGUACCAGUUUACCAGAAUCCGGGUUUUAUGUACCGGACUGAUGAACCGAUGAUGAAUGUGAUGCCGGAUGGUGCAGAUGUGUACGGUGGGAUCAUGCAUCGCCUAUUUGUAAAGUUUGGUGUCGACAUUUAGAUUGUGACCCGUUUUUCUUUUUUCUCUUUUAAUCCUUAUCGUCGAUGAUAUACAACAACUUGUAUUCAUCACUCAUCAGCUUAAUUAUAAAUUUUAAAUAAAA
Molecule: messenger RNA, 2084 nt
Organism: Arabidopsis lyrata subsp. lyrata
Lineage: Eukaryota; Viridiplantae; Streptophyta; Magnoliopsida; Brassicales; Brassicaceae
Product: probable WRKY transcription factor 10
Exons: 5
Coding region: 494-1981 (495 amino acids)
Biological process (GO): regulation of DNA-templated transcription
Molecular function (GO): DNA-binding transcription factor activity; sequence-specific DNA binding
Source: RefSeq, a predicted model, not a curated record